Messenger RNA from Pectinophora gossypiella (pink bollworm), 588 nucleotides. Its product is annotated as cysteine-rich secretory protein 2-like. The coding region runs from base 1 to 588 and encodes 195 amino acids. Gene Ontology annotation, cellular component: extracellular region. The record is from RefSeq and is a predicted model, not a curated record. NCBI's taxonomy places the organism in Eukaryota, Metazoa, Arthropoda, Insecta, Lepidoptera, Gelechiidae. The transcript has 4 exons.
AUGGUAAUAAAUUUCGUAUUACAGCACUGGAAUGCAGAGGCAGCACAACAAGCCCAAAAGUACGCCGACGUUUGCAGAUUCGUCGAACACAACAGUUGGAAGGACAGAAUCGUCAGAAACUUCUACUCUUGUGGUCAAAACCUAUUCGGCUCCCGGGAAAAAACAGACUGGUACACGGCCAUUGAAAGCUGGUACAGUGAGUACGUGAACUACACGUACGGCAGCCACAAGAACGUGUUUGAAGAUAUCGGUCAUUACACCCAGAUGAUGUGGGCCACCAGCCAUCAGGUCGGCUGCGGAGUGGCCUUCUGCAAGGGCGGACGCUGGGGCCAGUUCUACAACUUCGUCUGCCAUUACUGUCCUUCAGGCAACUACGGUAUGAAGUAUCCAUACAAGAUAGGGCGACCAUGUGGCGACUGUCCUUACAACUGCGUGUAUGGGAAACUGUGUACCAACUCCUGUCCCAGUCUAGAUGCCUUAGGAAACUGUGAAGAAUUACUGGUGGAACCAGAUAUCUGCUAUACGGGAGACUGCAAUGCGACUUGUUGGUGUAGAGACAAAAUUCACAAGAACUAUCCUUGGGUAUAG